UUUUGGGAUAAAUAAGGAGAAAAAAAGCCCCAGAAAGCCUACGAAAAGUUCCUCGUGACGCUGUACGCAAAUUGCUGCAUUAACAUAGCUUAGCUUUAAAUUAAAGCGUCAAAAAAGAAGAAACAAAAGUUUCUUGCAACAACCCUUUUUUUUUUUUCUCUUUCCUACUGUUUUCCAUUUCUAGGAAAACAACACCAAAGAGAAGAGAAAAUGAGAGAAAAAGUACCCAUAUAAAUAUAUUCAUCAAAAGAAACAAAUAAGAUUGUAGUAUAACGUAAAUUAGAUAGAGAAAGAGAUCAAGGAAGAUGUUGGUUUUCUAUUUGAUCUCGUUGCCGUUAACAAUGGGGAUGGUUAUUCUGACUUUGAAAUAUUUUGCGGGUCCAGAUGUUCCUACCUACGUCUUCUUCACCGUUGGUUAUACCUGGUUUUGUUCGUUCUCCAUCAUUAUCCUCGUCCCUGCUGAUAUAUGGACGACAAUAGUUGAUCAUUCCAGUGGAGGGAUAUCUUUCUUUUGGAGCCUGUCCUAUUGGAGUACAUUUUUGCUGACUUGGGCUGUGGUGCCUACUAUUCAGGGUUAUGAAGAUGCUGGAGAUUUCACCAUGGCAGAAAGAUUGAAGACUAGCAUACAUGGAAAUUUAGUCUUCUACCUCUGCAUUGGUUCUAUUGGACUUGUUGGACUCAUUUUAUUCAUUAUUUUCCGCAAAAAUUGGAGUGGAGGCAUUCUUGGUUUUGCCAUGGCUUGCUCCAAUACUUUUGGGCUCGUCACUGGUGCAUUUCUUCUUGGCUUUGGUCUUAGCGAAAUCCCAAAGGGCAUUUGGAAGAAUGUCGAUUGGACUGUCAGCCAGAAGGUUCUCUCGCACAAAGUUGCUAAAAUGGCUGUUAAACUUGAUGAUGCUCAUCAAGAAUUUUCAAAUGUGAUUGUUGUUGCUCAGGCGACAUCAAAUCAGAUAUCGAAGCGUGAUCCUUUACGACCGUACAUGAAUAUUAUUGAUAGCAUGUUGCAUCAAAUGUUAAAAGAAGAUCCCUCCUUCAAACCUCAAGGUGGGAGGUUUGGGGAGAAUGAUAUGGACUAUGAUACUGAUGAGAAAUCAAUGGCGACACUUAGACGCCGGCUUAGGAUAGCUAGAGAGGAGUACUGUCGGUAUCGAAGUGAAUAUAUGAGCUUUGUCUUGGAAGCCCUUGAGCUGGAAGAUACAGUCAAAAAUUAUGAGCGCCGUGAUGCAACUGGAUGGAAAUUUAUUUCAAGCUUCAGGCCUGAACGAAAGGGUAGACUAGGGGCUUCUCUUGAUAUGCUUGAGUUCAUUUGGCGUUGUGUUCUAAGAAAGCAACUGGAGAAACUCUUGGCUAUUAUUCUGGGUUGCAUGUCAGCUGCACUUCUUUUAGCAGAGGCUACCAUAUUGCCCAAUGGAGUUGAUUUAUCUCUUUUCUCCAUUCUCAUAAACUCUGUGGGAAAGCAGGAAAUGCUUGUGCAGGUUGCCGCUUUCAUCCCUCUGAUGUAUAUGUGUGUCUGCACCUAUUAUUCCUUGUUCAAAAUUGGAAUGCUGAUGUUCUACUCAUUCACACCAAAACAAACAAGCUCAGUCAGUUUGCUUAUGAUAUGCUCGAUGGUUGCACGAUAUGCUCCACCAAUUUCAUACAACUUUCUCAACCUUAUCCAUCUCCCUGGUAAUAGGAAAACCAUCUUUGAGAAGAGAAUGGGGAACAUAGAUGAUGCUGUCCCUUUCUUUGGUAAAGGAUUCAAUAAAAUUUAUCCUCUCAUCAUGGUUAUAUACACACUCUUACUUGUGACAAACUUCUUUGACCGGGUCAUUGAUUAUUUCGGGAACUGGAAACUAUUCAAGUUUCAAGAUGAAGUUGAUGAUACAGAUGGAUUUGAUCCCUCAGGACUAAUUAUCUUGCAGAAAGAACGGUCUUGGCUUGAGCGAGGGCAUAAAGUUGGUGAGCAUGUUAUUCCAUUGGCAAGGAAUUUCAACGGCAUGAGCAUUGAAAUUGAACCUGGCAGCAAUAAAACAGAUAAGGCUGUUACAGAUACAAGUGUACAAAGUGCCAUUGAAAUUGGAAAAGGGGAUCAACUUAAACCUCUGAAAGAAGAGGCUCAACAUGACACAAGCAAAGAAGCCAUUAGCAAGAAAUAUUUUGGAAUAAGGGCACACCAGAACAUACAAGCAUCCAACAAGAAUUCAACUCAAAAGGACUUGACAUCCUUAACAGUUGAUGCUGGCAACUCUGAAAGUGCAAUGACACCACCAAUACCAUCAGGGGGAUUAGCCUCAAAAUGGGAAUCAAUGAAAUCUGGUCUUCUAAAUUUCAAAUCUAACUUGGAAGCAAAGAAAUUCCUCCCUUUACGACAGACUCGAGAAAAUACAAUGUCCUCCGGUGCAUCCUCGUCUGAAUCUCUUGAUGAAAUUUUCCAAAGAUUGAAACGACCAACUCUGGACCUUAGAGACUAUGGUGCUGAGAAUGAUCUUUUUGAACAUGACUAGGAAUUCAGGAAAUUUGGUCCAUCUGGAUAGUCGUACUGCACAUAUAAACAUAGCUAUUCCUGGAACAGACUUAGCAGAAGACUUGUUCAUUUCACACCAAGUCUAAAAGAUGUGUGUUUCUGAGGCAAGCUGAAUGCCAACUAUAAUACAAUUUACAUCACCUACAGCAGUAAAGCAGCGUUCAGUGUCUACCAAAGCCACACAAUUUUGCUACUACUCUCCUUCUCAAGAAAGAAAACAGUUAAAACUGCAGAUACCAUAUGCAAUCCAAGGGAUACUGUACACUUGUGAUAGUAAACAUUAUAAGGUUGAUCACUGAUUAUGAAUGUUUGCAUAUUAUUUGUUGAAUCGAAUAUAUUUAAAUUUUUAUAAAUUAAUACUUA
Messenger RNA from Theobroma cacao (cacao), 2866 nucleotides. RefSeq lists its product as uncharacterized. The record is from RefSeq and is a predicted model, not a curated record. Gene Ontology annotation, cellular component: membrane. NCBI's taxonomy places the organism in Eukaryota, Viridiplantae, Streptophyta, Magnoliopsida, Malvales, Malvaceae.